GAACGCGCCCCUGCUGCAGCUGCUAUUGGUCAGUGGGUCUGUCAGUGAUUUUUGGCAGCACUUUACGCAGGCGCCCACAGUCUCGCUCAGAAUAAAACGACAGCCUCCGGGUUGAGGUGGGGGUGGGGAGAGGACCGGGAGAAGACCUGCAAGGAAGGGCUGGAAAGCGUGUCUGGCAGCCUGGACCCCAGCGAAGAGAGCAGCGUAGGAAAGCGAGGGAACUAGAGAGAAUAGAGGAGACUGAGACUGACCGGUAGCCAGACAGGCGGACGUACGCCCGGACAGACAGACUUAGCUGGCGCCGGAGAACCUCUGAUAGGUUCCUCCCGCCUUACCCUUUGAAAACAAGGAUUUUGCUUUUUCCGUGGCGCCCGAGAAAGAAUGCUGGAUUGCCGUCUUCAGCACAAGCUAAGAUUUCAAAGCUAGGCGAUAAAAGAUCAGCCCACCCUGAGGGAGGGUGGAAGCAAAUGCCCCUGUCCCCAUCCCCCUUCCCUCCCCUUCCCGACAUACUCGGGCGCCAAACCCAGCCCUUCCCUAACCAUCCGACUUCCUCUUCUUUUUAGCAUGGUGGCUGUAUGGACAGUCUGACAGAACAGAGACUGACAUCUCCCAAUUUGCCGGCCCCCCACCUGGAACACUACAGUGUUCUCCAUUGCACUAUGACCCUGGAUGUGCAAACUGUAGUCGUUUUUGCCGUGAUUGUAGUCCUCCUGCUUGUCAAUGUCAUACUCAUGUUUUUCCUGGGAACGCGUUGAAUGGAGUACAGCCACCUGAGCUGUCGCGAACUCUCGCUUUGAUUUCAUCCCGAGAGCCAUCGCGGGGCGGGAGGGGGGGGGUCGAGAGACCGAGACCAGAAAAGAGAGGGAGAGAAAGAACAAGCUUUACUCAGGGGGGAAACGUUUUGAGCUUCAACAUGGCCUCGCUGUGAUAUCUGAUCACUGGAGAUUCCAUCGUUAGUGCUGAGGCAGUAUGGGAUCACGUCACCAUGGCCAACCGGGAGUUGGCAUUUAAGGCUGGCGACGUCAUCAAAGUCUUGGAUGCUUCCAACAAGGAUUGGUGGUGGGGCCAGAUCGACGAUGAGGAGGGAUGGUUUCCUGCCAGCUUUGUGAGGCUCUGGGUGAACCAGGAAGAUGGUGUGGAGGAAGGGCCAAGUGAUGUGCAGAAUGGGCAUCUCGACCCCAACUCAGACUGCCUGUGCCUGGGUCGACCACUCCAGAACCGGGACCAAAUGCGGGCCAAUGUCAUCAAUGAAAUUAUGAGCACUGAACGUCACUACAUCAAGCACCUCAAGGACAUUUGUGAGGGGUACCUGAAACAGUGCCGGAAGAGAAGGGACAUGUUCAGUGAUGAGCAACUGAAGGUAAUCUUUGGAAACAUUGAAGAUAUCUACAGGUUUCAGAUGGGCUUCGUGAGAGACCUGGAGAAACAGUACAACAAUGAUGAUCCCCACCUUAGCGAGAUAGGACCCUGCUUCCUAGAACAUCAAGAUGGAUUCUGGAUAUACUCUGAAUAUUGUAACAACCACCUGGACGCCUGCAUGGAACUUUCCAAGCUGAUGAAAGACAGCCGCUACCAGCACUUCUUUGAGGCCUGUCGCCUCUUGCAGCAGAUGAUUGACAUUGCCAUUGAUGGCUUCCUGCUGACUCCAGUGCAGAAGAUCUGCAAAUAUCCCUUACAGUUGGCUGAGCUCCUCAAGUAUACAGCCCAAGACCACAGUGACUACAGAUAUGUGGCAGCUGCUUUGGCUGUCAUGAGAAAUGUGACUCAACAGAUCAACGAACGCAAGCGACGUUUGGAGAAUAUUGACAAGAUUGCUCAGUGGCAGGCAUCUGUCUUAGACUGGGAGGGUGAAGAUAUCCUAGACAGGAGCUCAGAGCUGAUCUACACUGGAGAGAUGGCUUGGAUCUACCAGCCCUAUGGUCGCAACCAGCAACGGGUCUUCUUCCUAUUUGACCACCAGAUGGUUCUCUGCAAGAAGGACCUAAUCCGAAGAGACAUCCUCUAUUACAAAGGCCGCAUUGACAUGGAUAAAUACGAGGUAAUUGAUAUUGAAGAUGGCAGAGAUGAUGACUUUAAUGUAAGCAUGAAGAAUGCUUUCAAGCUUCAUAACAAGGAGACAGAAGAAGUACAUCUGUUCUUUGCCAAAAAGUUGGAGGAGAAAAUACGUUGGCUUAGGGCUUUCAGAGAAGAGAGGAAAAUGGUACAGGAAGAUGAAAAAAUUGGCUUUGAAAUUUCUGAAAACCAGAAGCGGCAGGCUGCAAUGACUGUGAGAAAAGUCCCUAAACAAAAAGGUGUCAACUCUGCCCGCUCAGUUCCUCCUUCCUACCCACCACCACAGGACCCGUUAAACCAGGCCCAGUACCUGGUCCCCGAUGGCAUCGCUCAGUCGCAAGUCUUUGAGUUCACCGAACCCAAGCGCAGCCAGUCACCAUUCUGGCAAAACUUCAGCAGGUUAACCCCAUUCAAAAAAUAAUACCUACAGGGAGGCAGAUAAUUUUAAAAUAAACUAAAUAAAAUUAUAUUUAUAGAUGGACUUUUUCGGAGAAACACUGUUGAAAAUAUAUAUGUGUGUGUAUAUAUACGUAUAUACAUAUAUAGAAACAUAUGUAGACAUAUGUAUACACACAA
Molecule: messenger RNA, 2628 nt
Organism: Octodon degus (degu)
Lineage: Eukaryota; Metazoa; Chordata; Mammalia; Rodentia; Octodontidae
Gene: Arhgef9
Product: Cdc42 guanine nucleotide exchange factor 9
Exons: 10
Coding region: 986-2473 (495 amino acids)
Molecular function (GO): protein binding; guanyl-nucleotide exchange factor activity
Source: RefSeq, a predicted model, not a curated record